AUGGCCUACACGAUAGGCAGCACGCCCGACGACAACUCGCCCAGCGAAACCGACCCUCUGCUCAGCGCGCAAAACAACCAUACCGGCACAGUCGUGCGUGUGGGAAACGCCCAACCUGACGACACCACUGCAGAAGACAAUGAUAACGACGGCGACGACGACGCCGCCAACAAUGAUCACGCACACCCGCCCUCGACGAACAAACUCGUCGCCAUCAUGGCGUCGACGUGGAUCGGCGUCUUCUUCGCCGCGCUGGACACGACCAUCGUGGCGACGCUGACGGCGCCCAUCUCCAGCUCCUUCGACUCGCUGUCUCUCCUCUCCUGGCUGGCGACAGGCUACCUGAUCGCCAACGCGGCGUGCCAGCCGCUGAGCGGCAAGCUGACCGACAUCUUCUCGCGCCGGUGGGGUCUGCUGUUCAGCAACGUCUUCUUCGGCGCCGGCACGCUGGUGUGCGGCCUGGCGCCCAACGCGGGCACCAUCAUCGCCGGGCGCGUCAUCGCCGGAAUCGGUGGCGGCGGCCUCACCUGCAUCACCACCUACAUCACGUCGGAUCUGAUCCCCCUGCGCAGACGCGGUCUGUGGCAGGGGUACGGCAACCUGGUGUACGGGCUGGGCAUGGGCCUGGGGGGUCCAGUCGGGGGUGUGCUCUCGGACCGACUUUCGUGGCGCUGGGCCUUUCUACUCCAGGUGCCGUUUAUCGUCGUGAGCACGGUGUUGGUGUUUUUCCUGGUGGACAUCAAUGUUCAGGAGCAUGGCCAGGCACAUCGACAAGAUGGAGCUGUCUUCAAUGGCAACGGGAACGGCAGUGCCACUGCCAAUGCAAAGCCGGCGCUCGCGCGGAUCGACUUCCUCGGCAGCGGCUUUCUGGUCGCCAGCCUGGUCCUGCUCCUCCUGGGCCUCAACACGGGCGGGAACCAACUCCCCUGGACGCACCCGCUCGUGAUCGCCUCGCUGGCCCUCUCGGCCGUGACGCUGGGCGUGUUCAUCCAUGUGGAAUCGCACCUCCCCGGUUGGGUACCCGAGCCGAUCCUGCCCGUGGCGCUGAUCGGACGCACGCGCACCGUGCUCGCCGCCUGCCUGGCCAACUGGUUCGGCACCAUGUCGGCGUUCCUGGCCAUCUACUACGUGCCGCUGUACCUGCAGAUCCGGGGCCUGUCGGCCACGUCGGCGGGACUGCGCGUCGUGCCCCUCGCGGCCGCCACCUCGGCCGGCAGUCUGCUCAGCGGGCUCGCCAUGCGCGCCACGGGCCGCUACUACCUGCAGAUGGUGGGCGUCAUGGUCGUCUUCGUCGUGGGCGCGGCGCUGAUCUGCACCUUUGGCCUCGCCACCCCGGCCUGGAUGACCUUUGUCUUCCCCGUUCCCCUGGGCUUCGCGUACGGCGGCAUGCUGACCGUCACGCUCGUCGGCAUGAUUUCCAGCGUCGCCCACGAGCACCAGGCCGUCAUCACCGCCGCGUCGUACGCCUUUCGCUCCACGGGCUCCACCAUCGGCAUCACCGUCGCCGGCGCCGUCUUUCAGAACAUCCUGACCAAGGAGCUGCGCGCCGAGUACGGCGGCCUGGAGGGCAGUGAGCGCGUCAUCCGCCGCCUCAAGGACAGUCUGGAGGGCAUCAAGCAUCUUCCCGACGGCUGGGACAAGGGUGUCGUCAUGGCCAUCUACAUGCAUGCUCUGAGGGGUGCCUUCAUCUCGGGCCUGGGUCUGGCUGUCUUGGCCGCCGUCGCGGGUCUGGGCAUGAAGGAGCAUGUCUUGCACAAGACUCUGGCCAGGAAGUAA
This is a messenger RNA of Cladophialophora carrionii CBS 160.54, 1776 nucleotides long. RefSeq lists its product as uncharacterized. The transcript has a single exon. The record is from RefSeq and is a predicted model, not a curated record. NCBI's taxonomy places the organism in Eukaryota, Fungi, Ascomycota, Eurotiomycetes, Chaetothyriales, Herpotrichiellaceae. Gene Ontology annotation, biological process: basic amino acid transport; transmembrane transport. The coding region runs from base 1 to 1776 and encodes 591 amino acids. Gene Ontology annotation, cellular component: fungal-type vacuole membrane. Gene Ontology annotation, molecular function: basic amino acid transmembrane transporter activity.